GAAGAUGCAUUUAAUUCAAAUGGAGGCGAAGAUGCAAUUAAUUCACAAUCCAACCAAGACUUUACAAUGUUGUUUAGGGUUUGCUCUCCUCCAUUUCAUUUCCCUCUUACCCUCAUCAUCAUGCCAGUCCUUCGAUUACGGUGAAGCUCUCUCAAAGAGCCUCCUCUACUUUGAAUCUCAGCGCUCCGGCCACCUACCCUACCACCAGAGAGUCACCUGGCGCCACCAUUCUGCACUCACCGACGGCCUUGAUCAAGGAGUGGACUUGGUUGGAGGAUAUUAUGAUGCCGGUGACAACGUGAAAUUUGGUCUCCCAAUGGCCUUCACGAUCACAAUGCUCUCAUGGUCUGUCAUCGAAUAUGGAGACGAAAUCGCCUUUGCAGGCGAGUACCACCACGCACUGGAGGCGAUCAAAUGGGGGACGGAUUACUUCAUCAAAGCUCAUACUCACCCAAACGUCCUGUGGGCACAGGUUGGGGACGGUGACUCUGACCACUACUGUUGGCAGAGGCCAGAGGACAUGACGACGUCGAGGCAAGCCUUCAAGGUGGACAACGAGAACCCCGGGUCCGAUGUCGCUAGUGAGACAGCAGCCGCCUUGGCAGCAGCGUCCGUUGUGUUUAGGAAAACUAAUCCGCGUUACUCUCACCUACUAUUGCGACAUGCAAAACAAUUGUUUGAAUUUGGGGACAAGUAUAGAGGGAAGUAUGACGUAAGUAUUGAGGCAGCAAAAUUGCACUACCCAUCGGUGAGUGGAUACAAAGAUGAGCUAUUGUGGGCAGCUUUGUGGCUAUACAGGGCCACCCACAAGGAGGAUUACUUGAACUAUGCCUUAGAGAAUGCUCAAGACUUCGGUGGAAUUACUUGGGCUGUCAAGGAAUUCAGUUGGGAUAUCAAGUAUGCCGGUGUUCAGAUCAUUGCUUCCAUGUUGAUGAGUGAAGCAAAGUCCAAGGAACACAAGAACAUAUUGGAACAGUACCGUUCAAAAUCUGAAUAUUACCUGUGUGCUGGCCUAAAUAAAAACAAUGGGUCUAAUGUGGAGCACACCCCAGGAGGCUUACUAUAUAUCCGCCAAUGGAACAAUAUGCAGUAUGUAUCAGCAGCUACAUUUCUGCUCACAAUUUACUCUGAUCAUCUUCUAGCCUCAAAUCAGAAGCUCAGAUGUGAUCGUGGUGAGGUGGAUCCAGAAGAAGUAUUCGCCUUCGCGAAAUCACAGAUCGAUUAUAUCUUGGGUGAUAAUCCAAUGGCCAUGAGUUACUUGGUUGCAUAUGGCUUGAGAUAUCCACAAAGGGUGCAUCAUAGAGGAGCAUCAAUUGAAUCAUAUAGGAGGAACAAGGGGUUUAUUGGGUGCAUUCAGGGUUAUGAUUACUGGUUUGGGCAAAAGGGUCCUAACACUAAUGUUAUAAUUGGGGCCCUUGUCGGUGGACCAGAUAGAAAGGAUGAGUUCAGGGAUGAACGAGCAAACUACAUGCAAACAGAGGCCUGCACAUAUAAUACUGCAACCCUGGUUGGGGUUUUAGCUAAAUUGCACAGUUUACAAGGAGAAGAACGCAAAACAUCGAUCCCUUCAAGCUUCUAGCAAACGAGGAUAUUAUUGUUCAACAUAAUGUUCAACCAUUCUUCUACAGGGUAAAAGAAUAAUAGAAGCUCAUAUUCAAA
This is a messenger RNA of Rubroshorea leprosula, 1659 nucleotides long. NCBI's taxonomy places the organism in Eukaryota, Viridiplantae, Streptophyta, Magnoliopsida, Malvales, Dipterocarpaceae. The record is from the annotation of a GenBank genome assembly.